CGGAAAUGCUGUGUGAGACGUGGCUCCGCCUAUUCUUGCUGUCAUGGCUGAACGCGGUGCAGUAAGGUAGUUUUUCGUCUGCUUCAGUAUCACAGAUGUGGGCUAGAGUAUUUCUGCGUCCCAAGCUGUUCAACCGAGUUCAUCUCACGCGGAGUCUGAGGUCAUUCAUCACCAUGCAACUGAAAACUAAAGAGUUAAAAUCUUUAUUCACUGAGGGGCUUGUUAGCCUUGCGGAAAUAUUUGAAAAGCAACAGUUUGAGCUGAGAAUCGCAGGAGGUGCUGUGCGGGACCUCCUGUCAGGAAAACGGCCUGAAGAUGUGGAUUUUGCCACCACUGCCACACCUGAGGAGAUGAAGACCAUGUUUCAGAAAGCAGGAAUCAGAAUGAUCAAUAACAAAGGGGAGAAGCAUGGGACCAUCACUGCCAGGCUUCAUAAUGAAAACUUUGAGGUGACCACUUUACGAGUGGACGUACAGACAGACGGGCGGCAUGCAGAGGUGGAGUUUACCACUGACUGGCAGAAAGAUGCCGAGCGCAGAGACCUUACUAUAAACUCCAUGUUCUUAGGGUUAGAUGGAACUCUGUACGAUUAUUUCCAGGGCUAUGAGGACCUCAAGAACAGGAAAGUACGGUUUGUCGGCAGCGCUUCACUAAGGAUCCAGGAGGACUAUCUGCGAAUUUUGAGAUAUUUCAGAUUCUACGGGCGGGUAGCAGCUGAACCUGGACAACAUGAACCUGAAACUUUGAAGGCAAUAAGAGAUAACGCGAAUGGAUUGGCUGGUAUCUCAGGGGAGAGGAUCUGGGUGGAACUGAAAAAGAUGGUGGUUGGACAUCAUGCUGGUCAUCUGCUGGAGCUCAUCUAUGAGUUGGGUUUGCCUCAGUAUAUAGGUCUUCCAGUAGAUGGCAAUGUAGGAGAAAUGAAGCAGAUCUGGCAGAGAGCAUGCGAUGGCUCUCCUAAACCCAUGACCAUCUUGUCCAGUCUGUUUCGAACCAAGGAGGAUGUGGAAAGACUAGAUCUGCGUCUAAAGGUUUCCAGAGAAGAGAAAACCCUUGGAAUCUUUCUAGUCAAGUACAGACGGGACCUUGUUAAGGGGAGAGAUGACCAUGACAGCCUUAAACCCUACACAGAUUUCAUCAUUGAUUCUCGAGAGCUGGACACAAAGAGUAAAGUACUGGAGCUUCUGAAGUAUCAGGGAGAAAAGAAAAUCUUUAAUGAGCUCAGUAGGUGGUCCAUCCCCCGUUUCCCAGUCAGCGGGCAUGACCUACGCAAGCAGGGCAUCACCUCAGGCAAAGAGAUUGGCACCAUCCUUCAGGAGCUCAGGGACACGUGGAAGAAAAGCCGCUAUCAGAUGGACAAAGAGGAACUCCUGGCCACGCUCAAUACAUCCUGAUACAAGACUACAGAUGUACUGUACAUGUUCAGCGUCCACACGCUAACACAAGUAAGAGGAGUAAAGAAACCAUCAGGGCCAUCUGUAGCGUAUGUAUUAUAAUUUAAGAUGCAGAGAAUGUCAUCGUCACAUUUAAAACACUGUUACAAAUGGUAUGACAUACAUAGACAAACACUUUUUUAGGUUUUGCUAACUACGCAUGAAGUUGUUGAUUCUUUUUCUCUGUAAAUGGCAAUUUAGUUUGACAAGAUCGUCUUGGAUUAAUAUUUGUUUAAAUAUGCAAGUUGAGGGUUGAAAAGAUGCAAAGUUCAUUUUGUUCAUUUGAUGCAGAAUUUUGCCCUUUGGUAAUUGCGAAGUGGUGUAAUUACAAGGAGGUAAUUUAGCUGUCUCUCAGUGAUGAGAUAAGAUCACUUUCAUGAAGCCGUAGCCAUGGUUUCAUUAUGAAGAAAAAUUAUGUUCCUCUUCUCAACGGUUCACGGUUGUUAGAAGGUUAUGUAACCAAUUCUCCAGGUGUUUACUUUGAAAUAAAGUAGCACACAUCUCUU
Messenger RNA from Triplophysa dalaica, 1936 nucleotides. It is a transcript of the gene trnt1, whose product is annotated as tRNA nucleotidyl transferase, CCA-adding, 1. Lineage: Eukaryota; Metazoa; Chordata; Actinopteri; Cypriniformes; Nemacheilidae. Bases 96 to 1391 code for a protein of 431 amino acids. Gene Ontology annotation, biological process: RNA processing. Gene Ontology annotation, molecular function: nucleotidyltransferase activity; RNA binding. The record is from RefSeq and is a predicted model, not a curated record. The transcript is spliced from 8 exons.